CAAAGAUGAGUCUGAAUGCACAUGAAGAUCUAGCAACUGAAGUGGAGGAAUCACCCUCUUUUCCUCCGUCUAUAUCAUUAGAUAACGUUCAAGAAAUGGUAAGGAAUAAUCCUUUUCAGGUUCCUGAAAGAUAUUUGGCCAGUCAAGAAGAAUUGGAGAAAGCCAACUAUAUGCCUCACCUUUCAUCUGAGAUCCCUGUUAUUAAUUUAGAAUUGCUCUUAAAUGGAAACAAGGAGGAGUUGUUGAAGUUGGACGUAGCAUGCAAAGAAUGGGGUUUUUUUCAGAUUGUAAAUCAUGGAAUGCAAAAAUAACUUCUGCAGAAAAUGAAGGAUGCAGCAUCUGAAUUUUUCAAUCUUCCAAUAGAAGAGAAAAACAAGUAUGCAAUGCCAUCAAAUGAGAUACAUGGUUAUGGUAAGACUGGCGCAAUUUCUGGGGAGAAAUCAUCUUAAUCACUGAUUGCAUAGUUAUCUUCACACUAAUAUCUGUUGAGUUGUAAUGCUGUCAGUUCCAUUGGAAUCUUGCCAGCGAGAAAUUACUGUAUGAACUGACACUAUCACAUGUUCAUGGUUUGAUUGGACACAAACAUGCACUUGACAUAAUACAUUUUUUCAA
Messenger RNA from Vigna unguiculata (cowpea), 612 nucleotides. The record is from RefSeq and is a predicted model, not a curated record. Lineage: Eukaryota; Viridiplantae; Streptophyta; Magnoliopsida; Fabales; Fabaceae.